Pundamilia nyererei is the source of this 1035-nucleotide messenger RNA. NCBI's taxonomy places the organism in Eukaryota, Metazoa, Chordata, Actinopteri, Cichliformes, Cichlidae. The record is from RefSeq and is a predicted model, not a curated record.
AUGCAAAGAGACGGAAAAACGUUUGAUGGUAUUUGUCCCAACCAAGAUAAAGUGCUUGUGCCAAGAAGCAGCAGUCCCGUCACUGUGUAUGUUGAGUUUCCAUGUAUCAUCGAACAAGCUUUCUCAACAAUUGCAUGGGAUGAUUUGGAAGAGGGUGUGCCCUCUAUGAGACAGGAGAGACACUCCCUCGGCUGUCAGGAAUUGGAUGCAAAUGACCAGGAUUUUGGAGAAUAUGGGCUGGAUUUCAUGGCAGCUUCGCCUACAACCCUGGAGAGCAGUUUGUCUUCAGCUGAGCUGGUACCUUAUCAAGGAUAUGUUAUACCUCCCCUCACCCCUCAGCACAACCUUUCACCAGAAGACAGUCUGGUUAACUCAUCUGCAGAAACAGGCAACCCACCUGCCCAGGAUGGAGAUUCCUGGAAAGGGAUAGCAGAGUGUCAUGGAAAGGCACUGGGACAUAGCAUAGCAGUCAACAAACAGCUCCAUGAGUCCCUCCAAAGUCAACAAGACGAGAUUGAUUCUCUUGAAGAAAGAAACGUUCACCUCAGGCAGCUGGCUAAUCGAGCAAAGCACCUAGCCUCUGUGCUUGAAAAAUUGAUGACAGUCAGAGACUCAAAUGUAAAAGAACCAGUAAUGCCUUAUGGUGGUGAUAAAACCUCACUGAGUCCUUGUAAGCGCCAGCGACUGGAUGAAGGAUAUGAAACUGAAUCCUCUGACUCAGUGGAGGACAUGUUGAGGGAUAUUAGCACACGCUGCAAUGCUGUACUUCACAGCAGCUCUACAGAAACAAGGCUGCAACAGGAAUCAAAGACAAUAUCCAUGUAUGGUGCAUUCUCAGGCCUGCAGACAUCCAUAGCUAAAGACAGCAACAUGACUGUGGAUGCAGCAGAAGCUGGAGAGAGUGUCUCAUCUUUUAGGACCUCUGUCAGAGAACACAGCACUAUAAGAACUCAGGUCUUUCCUCACGGACAUGCCUUUACCUCAAGGACUCAGCAAGGAGGAUACCGCUUUCGCUGGGUUCCCAAACAAAGCUGA